CUCACUCGAGCGCCGAUCGCGCAAGCAACUAGAAAUCCAGCACCCGCGGCUCGUUCCCGUAUUAUUCCAGUUUUCUCACUCGAGAAGAACCGCGAUGUCUCUGGUCCCGACGCGUUUUGAACGGUGCUGAUCGUUCGCCGAAAGAUCGACGACGCUGUCCGCGAGGCACGCGCGUGUCAGGCAUCGGUGUGUUACGUGAAAAGUAUUCCCUUGGUGAACGAUUGUUAGUGGAAACUCGUAAAAGGUCUCCGCGAGUGGCGAAAGGAAAUAGAACAUCGGAGAGUAUUUCGGUGAGGGAAGCAGUUCCGAGAAGCGGCGAGAGAGCACGGUUUCGCGUAAACUCGGCUCCGUUCUGGGACGGCCGAUAGCGGAAACGAACGUAAAAAGAGUAAUACGGGUCGACGGCACAAAGAAGAACAGAUUAGAAUUGCCGUGGCUCGCGGCGACGCGAGAAAAAAGUCUCGGAGAAGAUAGACGGAGAGGAGACCUCGACGCGUUCCCGACGGGCUCGGCCGCGUUCGCUUCUCGUAAUCGAGUGCGAAAUUAAUUAAACGUGACAAACGUGCGCGCCGCUUCGAUAGCGCGAGGCGAGAGAAAAAGCAGGAGCGAUCGCAGCUGAGAACGAAUAGACAAACGGAAGUGACGUGUGUUUCGAACGAUAAAAUGAUCGUCGCGACCGAACGAACGGACGCUCGGUAACGCGAGACCCGUUGGACGAUGAACGCUCGAUGAAUUAGAUUUCGUGCGAUCACACACAGUUCCCUCGAAGAGAAGAAGCGGAAGAAGAAUCGGGAAGAUGAACGACGUCAUGGCGGAGGCAUCCGGGUCUAUUUCGUCGAGUAACGCAGCGACGAAUCCCAGCAGCAACGCCGGUAUCUUGAACAGCAACAAAGCGUCAGCUGUCACGGUUGCUGUGAACGCGAACGGCGGCGAGAGGAUCAGCGCGGCGGUCACCAAAGUUCUCCAGGGGUACGACUGGACCCUGGUACCCGUCGCUACCAAGGGUUCCGGCGAUAAAAGAGCAACGCACGUCAAGAGACCGAUGAACGCGUUCAUGGUGUGGGCCCAGGCAGCCAGGAGGAUACUCGCCGAUCAGUAUCCUCAGCUUCACAACGCGGAGCUCUCCAAGACGCUGGGGAAAUUGUGGCGAUUGCUCUCAGAUAACGACAAGAAGCCGUUCAUCGAAGAGGCCGAUCGUCUCCGCGUGAUUCACAAGCGCGAGCACCCGGACUACAAGUACCAACCCCGGCGCCGAAAGCAGAACGGACCCUCCGGCAGGGAAAGUUCGCCGUCGCGGAACCAAAGCAACAACGUCACGUUCAACGUGUCCAGGUCCUUGAAACAGGAGGACACGAGCCCCAGGGGUGUGCAAGGUCCCAACUCGCCCCAAAGCGGGGUUAGCUCGUCACCUCCGACUACCCCUAAUCAAGGCUUGUCCCCGCCGACUCCUCCUACUACGCCUCGUGGACAGCAUUACGUCAAUCAGGGGAAUCAGCCGCAACCGAGCGGCACGGUGUACCAGCCAGAUUUGGCGAUCGGUUCGUCGAGCGAGUCGCCGCAUCAGCAGCAACCCGGUGCCGAUUUCCGGUACAUGGAAGUCGGUGACGGACUGCCGAUCGAGGAGGGUCAGCUGAACGGGCUCGGAAGCCUGGGCGGCGUUGGUCUUAUUCCAUUGAAUCUGCAGGAGUGCGAGGUCGAGAGCAACGAGCUGGACCAGUAUCUCCGUCCUCAGAUACCACCGGUGCACGUGGCUCCAACCACCACCACCUCCUCCCAGUGGAUAUUCAACAGAUACGACGAGGAGAUCGAGAGACCGAACAAGCGACACUGCUCGGAGCAGGCAAUCGCAGAGGCUUCUUGGGAGGAUCGAGCGCAGGCGGACAUAGUCAGAUACCACGAGCUUCAACCGCCUCUCCCUUCCAUGCAAUACAUAUCCUCCUCCCAUAAUCCGCACUAUUCCCACGCGAGCACGCAGAUGAGCCACCCCCACGUAUCCACGUCCUACGCGCAGUACCAACGUUACGUACCUGGCAUCGAAACCUGGCCGCACUAUAUGUAGGGACGCGCGUGACAGCGCCUCGGCCAAUUCGGUCUGCGGCGUCAGUUCGACGGAGAUCGGAUUCGAGAACGUUUAAUUUGUCGAACCCGAUCGAAGAGCAUGCGUGUGUGUGUCUGUAUGAAACGAAUUUUUUGGUGGCGAACCGCGGUCGAAUCGGCGCGGUGAGAAAAGCGCGCAGAGCCACGAUCUUACUCCAUGACAUCAUUCCAUGACAGCCGGCCAUUCCAAAGCGCAGAAUUUCAGGCUAAACAAACAGGCCGCUCGAUACGGUGCCCCGCCGCGUGAUCUAAAUAUAAUAAUAUAUGUAUACGGCGGGUGAAGUAUAAACUGGCCGCACUGCGAACGUGCCGGCACGCUCUUCAAAUAAACUUGCGAAAUUCGAUCGGUCGUAGACCAGACGAAUAAUCGAGGAGGUCACAAUGUAAUGAACGUGCGAGGGCAGGACGGCGGAUCUCGUCGCUCCUUCGGAUGUGCGCGGGUGUACGUUUCGAGCGGCGAUCGAAGAAGCACGCUGUAGAUCGGUAAUUAACGCAGAGGAUACUAACAAAACACCGUAAUCGAUAGUCGUGCUUUUGUACUUACAAAAAUAAAACUAUUGCAUUGUUACGUACCUAUAUCUAUUUAUCGCGCCGCCUAUAUAAGACAAAGUGUAGAGCGUGUAGAAUCAGAUAGCGCGCGAAUGAAAACUCUAAUUUAUAAGUACGACGGUAUAUUUGAAAGUUUCUAGGAAUA
This is a messenger RNA of Ceratina calcarata, 2791 nucleotides long. Its product is annotated as transcription factor SOX-9. Gene Ontology annotation, cellular component: nucleus. Gene Ontology annotation, molecular function: DNA-binding transcription factor activity, RNA polymerase II-specific; RNA polymerase II cis-regulatory region sequence-specific DNA binding. Gene Ontology annotation, biological process: regulation of transcription by RNA polymerase II. The record is from RefSeq and is a predicted model, not a curated record. The transcript has 5 exons. NCBI's taxonomy places the organism in Eukaryota, Metazoa, Arthropoda, Insecta, Hymenoptera, Apidae. Bases 797 to 2059 code for a protein of 420 amino acids.